UGCCUAAAUUUAUUUUUGAUCUAUCACUUCUGGUUCUGUGCGUGGCAAUGUCCAUUCGGACUUGAAAUUGAUUAGUAUCAUCAUUUAUCAUGAGUGAAAUUAAUCAGAAAGAAAAGGCAAUUUCCCAAUUUUAUGCCGAGUUGAAUAAACUUGGGCAGAAUGGAGAAUACGAGAGAGCUUUUAAAAUUACCAAUAAAAUUAUAGGAAUAUCUCCUCAUGAUAGUUUGGCAUUUAAAUGCAAAAUAGUAUGCUUGAUUCAGCUUAAUAAAUUCGAAGAGGCAAUUCAACUACUCAAUAAGAAGCAAGAAUUUGCUUCACUUUUGGUCUUUGAGAGAGCGUAUUGUCAUUAUCGUAUAAAUCAACAUGAAGAAGCACUGAAGGUAAUAGAAAAGUGCGAUGAAGAUGAUAAUCGAAUAAAGGAACUGAAAGCUCAGAUAUAUUAUCGUCUAGAAAAUUAUGAAAAAUCAGCAAAGCUCUAUAAAGAAAUGGUUAAAACUAGUAAUGAUGACUAUGACGAAGAAAGAAAUUCUAAUUUGAGUGCUGCUCUCCUUUACUCUGAGGAGAGUGAGGUUGAUAUUGAUGAUCUCAGAGAAAAUACAUAUGAAUUAUGCUUUAAUAAAGCUUGCUUAUUGAUAUCCAGAGAAUUAUAUACUGAAGCCGAGAAAAAAUUGAAGCAAUGUGAAAAACUAUGUAGGGAAAUGUUGGAGGAAGAGGAGGCUUCUGAAGAGGAAAUCGAUAUUGAACUUGCUUUAAUUAAAAUUCAAUUGGCAUUUGUUUAUCAGAAACAAGGACGCCUAAAAGAAGCUCAACAGUUAUAUUCCACAAACUUGAAACUGAAACUAGAAGAUAUUGCACUGACAGCUGUAGCUUGUAAUAAUAUGGUUUGCAUUAAUAAGGACCAAAAUUUAUUCGAUUCGAAGAAAAAGAUGAAAACUGCUCUGAAUGAUGCACUUAAACAUAAGUUACCAUCUGAGUCUCGUAAAUAUAUCUCCCUUAAUAAUGCAUUAUUCACUUAUUAUAUAAAUCAGAAUGAGCAGUGUGAAAAACUAUGCCAGCAGAUCGACAAGCAAUAUCCAGAUCUAAUUCUACACACCACUAUUCUAAGGUCGGCUAUUCUGUUUAAAUCAAAUAAGAUGCAACAGGCAAUUGAUGUUUUGCAAUCGUUCAAAAGUACAAAUGAGGAUGAAGUAUUUUUUGUUAAGCUUGCAAUUGCUCAAUACCAUCUAGUACAAGGUAAAAGAUUAGAAGCUUGUGAAGUUAUGGAAAAUUUGGGAGAGAAUACUUAUAAACCAGGUAUUAUCGGUGCACUUACCACCAUUUACCUUGGAUUAGAACAAGAAAGCGCCGCUCUGAAACUAUUUGAGAAAUCUGUGACUUGGUAUAAAAAAAAUAGAGUAAAAGGCGAUUUAACAAAUAUGUGGAGACAAGCAGCAGACUUUCAUAUACGAAAUGGUCAUGCGCAAGUGGCUGUCAAUAGCUUGGAAGAACUACUCAGGUCAAAUCAAGAUGAUAAAAAGAUUUUGGCACAGCUAGUAUUGGCUCUAUCGCAGUUUGAUGAGAAGAAAGCAUUAGUUUUGAGUAAAGACCUACCAUCUAUUGAAGAACUUUCCGAAGGUCUUGACUUGGAAAACAUCCAGAAUAUGCAGAUCUCAGCUACAAACAUCAAAAAGAGUCCAAUGGUUACAAAACAAGAGUCUCUGCCUGGCACUCCUUCAGAAGGGUCAGAUGAUCGUAAAAGGAAACAUAAGAACAGAAAGAAGAAGGGCAAGUUGCCGAAAAAUUGUGAUUUGAGUCAGGCUCCAGAUCCAGAGCGUUGGCUGCCCAAGUAUGAAAGAACAGGUUACCGUAAGAAAAGAGACAGGAGAACAAAAGAAGUUAUUAAAGGCUCUCAAGGAACAGCAUCUGGACAAGCAGAUCAAUUUGAUUUUUCAUCAAAACUUGUGGAACAAGAUACUGAGGAUUCUCCUGCUGCACCAUCACCUAGAGUUCCUAUGAAUCAUCAAAAGAAGCAGCAGAAGAAGAAGAACAAGAGACGUUAAUUUAAAAAAAUGACUUUUUCAAUUUUUUCAUUAUGAAUUUGUAAUGAGGUGAAUUAUAAUUUUGUUUGCAUAUAA
Messenger RNA from Harmonia axyridis, 2114 nucleotides. RefSeq names its product signal recognition particle subunit SRP72 (gene Srp72). The transcript is spliced from 10 exons. NCBI's taxonomy places the organism in Eukaryota, Metazoa, Arthropoda, Insecta, Coleoptera, Coccinellidae. Gene Ontology annotation, molecular function: ribosome binding; protein binding; 7S RNA binding. The record is from RefSeq and is a predicted model, not a curated record. Gene Ontology annotation, cellular component: signal recognition particle, endoplasmic reticulum targeting. Gene Ontology annotation, biological process: SRP-dependent cotranslational protein targeting to membrane. Bases 90 to 2039 code for a protein of 649 amino acids.